GAAUGAGAGAUUUACCGAAUGUGAGAUAAGGAAAAGGAACUACAAAAAUGUAAACAAUGGCCCAACAAUUUACUAGUCGAAUGUCCCAUGGCCUUUUUUAUUCUGACAUUGUAUUAUCCCUAAAAACAAAAGACUCUGCUUUUCCCGAUUACUUUCGUUUAACCCCUCCCUCCCUUUAUUCUCUAUCUCUUCUCCCUCGAUCGGCUCCUUUCAGGUUGUAGUUUGAAUCUGCUCUAAAUAGGAGAUUUUGAUUACUACUGCUGCUGCUUCAGUCACCACAAGGUUUUGCUAGUUCGUGUCUAAAGCUUUUGAAGAGAUGGCCAUGAAAAUAAUACAAGAAUGUCCGAACUCGGUGGUGGUAAGAGAAAUCCCGACCGAUCUCCUAAUGGACAUCUUUUCUAGAGUUCCUGCAAAGUCUGUAGCUAGGUUUUGUUGCGUAUCGAAACUAUGGGAAUCCAUAAUUUGCCAUCCUGAUUUCGCCGAGUUUUACUUUACUAUGUCUUCUUGUACUACUACUCCUCCUCGUCGUCCACCUCUGCUCUUUUUCACCUUGGAAGAUGAUGGCAAGUUAUUCUUCUUCUCUUCACCUCACACUCCCACUCAAAAGGAUCCACAUCAUGAGAACAAGGCCUCUCUUGUAUCCACCCGUUACCAUGUUCACCGUAAGAAUACUCCCACUAAUUAUGCAUCUGACGUGGGUUCUCCUCUUUGUGGAUUCAUUUGUCAUCGAGACAGGGGAAGUCCAGAUACAAUCGUUAUUUGUAACCCAGCCACGGGACAGUCUGUAACCUUACCCAAAGUGAAACUGAAGGGUAUCAAUACUGAUACGAGACCUUUUUUAGGGUAUGAUCCGAUCGGCAAACAGUUAAAAGUGUUGUGCAUCAAGUUCGAUAUGAUCCCGAAUCCGUGUUAUGAGCAUCAAGUUUUGACAUUGGAGGAUAAUGGAAAACGUUUGUGGAGAACAGUCCAAUGCAAACCCCAUUAUCCUAAAUCUGAUGGAAUAUGUAUAGAUGGUACUUUGUAUUAUACAGCUGGGUUCAGUCCGGGGACAAGGGUUUCCAUAAUAGUGUGCUUUGAUGUUAGGUCCGAGAAGUUUAGCUCGAUCAACAUAGAUGAAUGCAUGUUGAUGACUUAUUGUACUUUGAUCAACUACAAUGGUAAAUUAGGUGCACUUCAGUUUACUUCUUUCUUACGAGAACGGCUUGGGUUUUGGGUUCUACAAGAUGCUGAAAAACAUAUAUGGUCCAGAGAUUUCUACAUGUUGCCUCCUUUGCCGAAAAACAAAUUUGAGAGAACCGAGUUAGCCAUUGUUGGAAUGACUGUUGGAGGUGAAGUUGUGUUGGCACCGUACUGUCUCGUAGAUGAAUUUUACCUUUAUUACUUCAAUCUUGAGUGCAAGAGUCUCAAACAAGUUCAUAUACAAGGUUUUGAGAUGUUUAAGAAUAUGAGAGUUUACACCUCUCUAGAAUAUGCUGAGAAUUUGAAACUUAUGACUGAGUAUGAUACAGGAGUCGACACAUUUACUCCGGAAAGGAGGCUGUUUCAAGUCAAGUCUGCCACUAAAGCUAGCAAGUUAUCGGAGCCUAACUUGUCAAACAAAGAGAAAGCUUUUCAUGGGAGGUUAUUUCACAACAGAAACCGUGAACGAAUUCAUCUGUUGACUGAUGAUGGGACAGCGACAAACAAUACCUUCUCCAGUAAGAUCUUCGAUAGGAUUUGCCUCCACUCUGAUAAUAUACCUAGGCAAAGCCAAGGAUUGUUAUUGGAAAUCUCAUCAUUUUCUAAAUAACAUUUAGCUACAAUAAAUUGAAAUUUAAUUUGUCGCAAACAAUAAACUGUUCUUGUUACAAAAGUAAUGUAUGAAUCUAUUCAUAUGAACAUGAUGUUGCUUCUUCCUUUUA
Molecule: messenger RNA, 1901 nt
Organism: Camelina sativa (false flax)
Lineage: Eukaryota; Viridiplantae; Streptophyta; Magnoliopsida; Brassicales; Brassicaceae
Product: F-box protein At1g53790
Molecular function (GO): protein binding
Source: RefSeq, a predicted model, not a curated record